CAAGAUGCUCGGCAGACAUGUGCUACCAAGCAAGCGUACUCGCGAUUGAGAAACACCCAAGGUGUGUGCUCCAUUGUCCACCGUCUGGCUGUAAUGAACAUAUUUAGGUGGCUCUCACAGGUAAAAGCUGUCCGUUAUUGAUGUGCUUUAAAUUGCUUUCAAGGCAGAGACUAGGUUCAUAUAAGAGAGUAACAUGUUGUUUUGGCCAAAGCUGCCACUGGCCCACCUAGUUAGACUUUCUUUAUUUGUCUCGUGAUUUUUUUAAUUUAACAAAUAAGCAGUGAGUUUAUUUUUCAAGGGACUCACUCUUCAAAUAUAGAGCCUUUUAGACAUUGUGGCAAGCUAUUUUAUUUCAUUAAUAAUUUGUAUAGCACCCUCCAUCCACGAAAUGCAGCACGAAGUGCUUUACAAAAACGAAAGAUGAAUAUAUGUACAGUCUAUGAUAAAAACACAUCAAUAAAAAGUUAUCUUCAACUUUUUAUCUUUUUUACAUAUCUCUGUAAAGGCAAAAAUACACGAUCUACACAAAAGUACACAAUCUGGUGACAACAGCGAGAGCUACCACUCUGCAAUGAAUUCCGAGGAAGAGUAUUUGAGAUGGGAUUUUCGACGAACAUCUGUAUCUUACACGAAGUAUUGUUUAUGUUUUUAAGUCCGCAGUUAGUAACAACCAGAGCCGGUAACAACGUUUAGGCGUAGGCCUAUGUGAUGCAAAACUCAAACUAUGUCCCUAUGUAUGCAUCAUGAGUUUGGUAGCCUCGGUAAACUAAACGAGAGCCUCCUCAUUGUUUGUAUGAACACGAUCUUUGGUUAUAUCAUACCGUCUCGCGCACGUUUUAAACGUCAUUUCAGGGUAGUUGGGAUGUUUUUGGAUUCAAAACAGAAGUUUGUUUUAUUUUUGGCUUUUUCAAUUCCCUACUUCAAUUAAUUAAGGUACACUAUUUAGUUCACUCGCUUGGUUAGUGUAGCAAAUUGUCGUUAGCAUAAUGCCAAGAGUCUUUGAAUUAGCAGUACGAUGCGAAACAAACUCAAGCGGAGCAACAAAUGUAAAGAUGCUCCAUGUCCGAGCAGAGAGCAGCCGAGAACAGCCGAGGUGAUACGGUUGGUGUUGUCAGACUCGAGUUGUUCCUAUGAUGAAACAUCGCCAGAGAGAGAUUCAGCCUCGCUGGCUGCAGGAGACACACAUGUUGCUCCUGCAGGCAUCUCCACCACACAAGUUAAACCACUGCAGGAGCAGAGGAAGACUUUUUGCCCAAAAUACGUUAAAAUUGCACCAAUUUUCUUACGUACAACUAAGCAAAGCCAGAGUAAAGGAAGCCAGGAUGUGAAACUGGAUCAGCCUGAAGACAAGGUGCAGGAAUUAGUGCUCCCUGAUGUGCAGCUGGGGAAAAGUCAGCAGCGUGUAUCACCUACAGAGAGAAAGAGAUCCUGGAGAGCACAGCUGUCAGCCUCAGCUCUGCACAUCUGCAUGGAGGAAAUCCAAACCUCCAACCCAGCGUUAUCAGUGCAAACAGUGUUCAAUACUUUGCAGAAGAAAGCGAGUGACAGGCUGCAGAAUGUGGGAUCCACAGCAGAAAACUCCCGUCAAAUCCACUUAACUGAGAAGAGAAAACGGGUAAAUGAAAACUCUGAGAGGGUGUUCAAACGUCUGAGGUCUAGUGUCACAGCAGAGGAUACCGUUGGUAUGGGUCACUGUCCCGUGUCAACACAUUUUAUCCAGGAAUAUCCUGUCCUAUUGGUCCAACAGCAGCGCAGAAGCAACAAGCUCAGUCGUACUCACAGGCUGAGGCAGCAAAGUGGGGGCCCAGCAGGCCUCGUAAACCACUGUGAGCCCCUUCCUCUACUGAUAAAUCAAUCAGAGUCUUGCAUCCAGUCACUCAAAACCUCUGACAUCCUUCAAAAAGAUUCCAGUUUUGAGGAUGUUCUCUGGACAGACAAAUACAGUCCUCAGCAUAUAAGUGAAGUCAUUGGCAACUCCGCCUCUGUGAAUAAACUACAAAGUUGGUUAAAGAAAUGGAAACUAAGAGCUGACUGUGACGAGAGGAGAAAAAUGGAGGAGAAGAAGCAAGAAGAUAACAGCAAUGACUCAUGGGACUGUGGAGACUUCCAGGGUGAGGGGGGGGGCCGAGGGCGACCGAGAGGAGCCGCUCUGCAACACCAUGCUGAUCACCGGACCUCCAGGGGUGGGAAAGACCGCCUCGGUGUACUCCUGCGCCCAGGAGCUUGGCUUCAAGGUGUUUGAGGUGAACUGCUCCUCCCAGCGCAGUGGCCGCCAUGUUCUGUCCCAGCUGAAGGAAGCUACCCAGUCCCAUCUAGUGGAGAUGCCAGGGAAGGACCCACUGAAACCAACCUACUUCAACAACUACAGCAUCAACAGCUGCACUCCUAGACCUGACACUUUACCUGGAAAAUCAGUGCGUCCCAAAAACAUCACCUGUACCUCUAAAAGGAAAGCAGCUCAGAACUUAGGUCACCCAAGUCGCAAAGGAAAAGCAAAUCAAGCAACAGUCACUUUGACCAACUACUUUAAAAUGAAGGCCAAAGCAGAUCGCUUACACUUUGGGGAUUUAUUGCCAUCUGAUGAACCAGACGGCAGGAAAUCCGUAAACCCAUCACCAGGCUCUGAUCAAACGGUGCCACAGAACAAAAAGACUGCCACGUCGCUCAUUCUGUUUGAAGAGGUUGAUGUCAUAUUUCAUGAUGAUGUGGGUUUCUUUUCGGCCAUCAAAACGUUCAUGACGACCACUAAAAGACCGGUCGUUCUGACCACCAAUGAUCCCUUAUUCAGGGAGAGAUUUAACUGCAGCUUGGAGGAAAUCAUUUUCAAAACCCCAUCAGUGGUGAAUGUCUGCAGCUACCUGCAGUUGGUGGCUUUGGCUGAGAGCGUGCAGCUGGAGCUGGACGCUGUCAAGAGACUGGUCAGUCUGUGCAGAGGAGACGUCAGGCGCUGUCUGCUGCAGCUGCAGCUCUGGCUGCAGAGUGGAGGAGGACAGACAUCUUGUGAGGAGCUUACUCAUGUACAGCAUUUGAGUGGUCGUAAAAGAGGACAAGAUGUAGACCUCCAGCUUCCUAAAUCUGACCCAUGCUGCGCUGCUAGCAUGCUGGGUCUCCACACUGUGACCCAAAACCAACUGGUAAACCUUUUACAGUCUAAUGUUUGGUCUGAAAAUGACACGGACCAGCUCCUGAGGCUCCUGGCAGAGAGCUGGAGAGGGGGUGUUCCUCUUCUGUAUUCAAACCUGGAGCUUCUUCUACCCGCCGGGGCCCCGGGGUCUUGUGCUGCGCUGCAGAACGAGCCGGACCCUCCUGACAUCGAUCUCCACAUCAAGCAGCUCGAUGGAUAUGUCAGUGUUAAGGCAUCAGCCACCAACAGCAAAUCUGUUAAGAACAUCUCCAGGCUUAGCAGAAAAAAAUGUAUCACAGCAAUGAUUGACGACACAUCAUCUUCCAGUUUGACACAAAGAACUCCAUUAUCAUCAAAAAGGGCUCCUUCAGCAGCUGCUACUAAAAGAGACAAGACUGAAAAAAAAGCAGCCAGAGUUGAAACCGACUGCCUGGACGCUUUGACAGACUUCUUUGACCUCAUGUCGUACCUUGACUCAACAAUGCCAGCUGCAGCAGCGCCGCUCGUUUCAGGCCGACCUGAGACCUUUGUCUGGACGGGGGCUGAGAUAAAAGAUGGGAUGACGGAUGAGAUGAGUGCAGACUAUGAUGUGUGCUGGACUUUGAGCCAGGAGGGGCUGCUGGACGUUCAGGCUGCUGCUGAGGGCUUGGGGUUUCACAGGUGCUGCUGUCGAGUGUCUGAGGCAUGGACUGAAGCCCAAAAAUAUAAACAGGAAGUGGGAGACGCAAGUUGGCGGAGGCUGUUGGAGAGAAUGACAUUACCUGCCUCUUCCAAACACCAGAGCCUCAGCUUUAGUUUUCAACCUCCGUGUGCAGCAAGUGUGUGCAGGCGGAGGUACGAGCUGAGCAGGAAAGUGCUUGGCAGUAAAUCCUUCGGCCUGCUGGGGAACAGACGAGCCGUCAGUGUGGACUACAUGCCCGUCCUCCGAUACAUCUGUCGGUCUCAGAGAGAACAGAAAGAGGAGCCAGUCGGGUGUCUGAACUACCUCAGCAGCACUCACCUGGGCCUCUCAAAGUCAACCAUCCAACUCCUGGCAGAAGAUUUCCCAUAGAGAACCUCACACACUACCUCACAUUACUCCAGUCAGUGUUUUAUUUGACUUCUGUGCAUUUAUUUAACUUAUAACAAUCUCCACCUAAUUACUUUCAAAUGAAUUUGAUGCAGCUGAUGAGAAAUCAUGUUUUAUUUCUGUGAAAAGUAAAUAAAAUCAAUUCUAUUUUU
This is a messenger RNA of Trematomus bernacchii (emerald rockcod), 4345 nucleotides long. It is a transcript of the gene atad5b, whose product is annotated as ATPase family AAA domain containing 5b. Lineage: Eukaryota; Metazoa; Chordata; Actinopteri; Perciformes; Nototheniidae. Gene Ontology annotation, cellular component: nucleus. The coding region runs from base 2082 to 4175 and encodes 697 amino acids. The record is from RefSeq and is a predicted model, not a curated record. Gene Ontology annotation, molecular function: DNA clamp unloader activity; ATP binding; ATP hydrolysis activity. The transcript has 14 exons.